UUUCACUUCCUGCAUCUGUUCGAUUCGUUUUGGUUCUCUGAUCAUUGCGAUUAAGUGACGAUGGGAGUGAACUGAUGGAUCUUUGGGAAAUGGACGAAUUUAGUCAGCGGGUGUUUAGCAUUUCCGAGUUAUGCGUCUCAAAUGCUGAUUUUUAGCUAACCCGUAUGCAAUGUCGAUCGUAGAGUUUUGCGGGACAAAUUGGGUGAUAUCUUCUAUUGUAUGGCGCCUUAAGACUGCUGAUUUGUUGUUGAGGGUUUUUUGAUCCUGAGAUUUUUGUUCAUUCUGAGCUGCCAAAUUACGCUUGUUAACGGUGAAAAAGAUUAUUUCUAAUUAGAUGAUGAGCAGUAUUCCAGGUUAAUGUUUGGUAAACGUCAAAGUCUAUCCGUUCUAUGGUCCAUGGUAGUCUGGUCGCCUUGCAACAGCAUCAUGCUAUUCCUGUCCGCUCCUUCGCCAAGGAAGCUGCUCGCCCUACAUUUAAAGGAGACGAGAUGUUGAAGGAAGUCUUCAUGGAGAUCAAGACCAAAUUUUUGGCUGCAGUUGAUAUUCUUCGUAAAGAAAAGAUCACCAUUGAUCCAGAUGAUCCAGCUGCUGUACGACAGUAUGCGAAUGUCAUGAGGACAAUAAGACAAAAGGCAGAGACGUUCUCAGAAUCUCAACGGAUUCAGUUCGAUAUCGAGACUGAGACUAAGGAGAUUCCAGAUGCCCGUGAAUACUUAUUGAAGUUGCAGGAAAUUCGCCAGAGGAGGGGCCUUUCUGAUGAGCUUGGUGCCGAGGCUAUGAUGUUUGAGGCUCUCGACAAAGUUGAAAAGGAAAUAAAGAAGCCUCUUUUGAGAGACGACAAGAAAGGAAUGGCUCUUUUAAUGACAGAAUUUGACAAAAUCAACAAGAAGAUUGGAAUCCGAAGGGAAGAUCUUCCCAAAUAUGAGGAAGAGUUGGAACUCAAAAUUGCCAAAGCACAGUUGGAGGAGCUGAAGAGUGAUGCCGUUGAAGCCAUGGAAGCUCAGAAAAAGAAGGAGGAGUUCCAGGACGAGGCUAUGCCGGACGUGAAGUCACUGGACAUCCGUAACUUCAUAUGAGGUUUAGUCUGAACUGAACAUUUGAUUCGUUUUUGUGAUGUUGUCUCUCAGUCUCAGACAGAAGGCAACUGAUCCUUUAAUAAACGCACCAGGAUCCAAAAGUGGUCGCAGCCAAAUGGGUUUGCUUCUUCUUCUUUUUGUUCAUACUGUUCGUUUUUUCA
This is a messenger RNA of Tarenaya hassleriana, 1237 nucleotides long. Its product is annotated as probable ATP synthase 24 kDa subunit, mitochondrial. The transcript has 7 exons. NCBI's taxonomy places the organism in Eukaryota, Viridiplantae, Streptophyta, Magnoliopsida, Brassicales, Cleomaceae. The record is from RefSeq and is a predicted model, not a curated record. Gene Ontology annotation, biological process: pollen development. Bases 390 to 1076 code for a protein of 228 amino acids.